This is a messenger RNA of Seminavis robusta, 7262 nucleotides long. The record is from the annotation of a GenBank genome assembly. Lineage: Eukaryota; Bacillariophyta; Bacillariophyceae; Naviculales; Naviculaceae.
CAUUUUUUGUGUCGGAUCCACGACAAAGAUACGUCAAGCAAGACACACCUUUCGAAACAACGCCUAAAACACAAACAGCAACAGCAUAUGACAGGCUUCGCAACACUUCUAACGAUUUGGCUGCUUGACUCCUGUUGCCUUUCUUUAGCAAAGCACCCAACUAGCCCAAGCUGUGCUGCAGUAGAGUAAGAGCAAGAGCAAGAGCAUAGAAGAACAGGAUGAAGGUGCUUUCCAGUUUCUGGUUGGUUUUUGCAGUGGUUGCCACUAGCGCUGCAGCUUCAGCCUUGGAUACCGGUAUCCCCGAUAAGGGUAACCCUAACCAUACUCCUCGUAGCAUGCACAUGAGUACCAAGAAGAAUACCCAAAGCCACCGCAAUCUGGCUUGUGACACGAUCAAUGGAGCUUGCUGCGUUGGAGAGACGUGUGACGAACUUCCCUUCGAUCCGUCUCUCACCGUCAACGUCCAAUAUGACGAUUACCCCAAUGAGAUUGUCUGGCUUUUUGAAAAAUACGAAAAUAGCUCCACCACAGAUCCAACGGUGGAUUCGGCGGAAGCCAUGGCGGAAGGAAAGCCACAGCCGUUCUUGGAUGACUGGACUGUUUGGUGGCACUAUUUUGGUACUGCCUAUGAUGGACUCCCAGGACAGACAGUGGCUUACCCCAUCUCCAACCUGGAUACCGAUACCUUCUACCGAUUUUCCAUUUAUGAUACUGAAGGCGAUGGUGUCUGCUGUGAGUAUGGAAAUGGCUGGGUCUCCAUAGAAACUGACAAUGGAGGCAUGAUUUGGAAUCUCAAGGGAGAUUGGAUUCGGGCAGAUCCCACCGUGGUAUACCUUUAUGUAGAUUCCGUUGGAGCCGUGGAAAUAGUGGAGGUACAAUACGCACCCGCACCAGUCGCACCACCAACCACCGGGGCCGGGGCCGGUCCUGUCCCAGCUCCCAUUGUCGUUCCGUCCACGGUCCAGAUCUUUGACAACACCUACAACACGGCAACAACCACGUAUCUGGAUCUUUCCUUUGAUCUACUUGAAGGUACCAUUCCCACAGAAAUUGCAUUCCUCACCGAACUACAAUACCUCGAGCUAGGAGACAACGACUUGACGGGACCCAUACCCGAUCUGAGCACACUGACCAAAAUGACGUAUCUCGAUUUGGGACCAUCCGAGUUGACAGGGACCAUCCCAACAACCAUGGGGCUCCUAACCGAACUCAUCUUUAUCUCGCUUUGGAACAACCUCCUGACGGGCGAGAUUCCGUCCGAGCUUGGUUUGUUGACCGAAUUGACAGCAUUGACGCUGGCAUCCAAUCAGUUCACAGGAGCAUUACCUGAUGAGCUCGGGGAACUAUCGGCCCUUACUUGGUUGAAUGUGGAAUACAAUCGAUUGACAGGAGACAUACCAAUUUCCGUGUGCGUGUUGCCCUUGGUAACAAUCUCUGCGGAUUGUUCCGAGGUGACAUGCUGCGAUGAACAACCCAUACCACCUUCCGUUGCUCCGCCUGGGAGUGUGGAAAUCUUUGGAAGAACCUACAGCACCAGUACAACCUACACCAUUGAUAUUACAAACUUUGGCUUGUUCGAUACUAUCCCUACGGAAGUGGCCCUCAUUACCUCUUUGGAAUUCUUGUAUAUUGGAGGCAAUGAAUUGUUUGGGACUAUUCCAACAGAGCUUGGGUUGUUGACAAAUUGCCUUGGAUUCAAUGUAUGGGAAAACCUGCUCACUGGCACAAUCCCCGAAGAGCUUGGGGAGAUGACGAAGGUGACGCAUUUGAGCUUGCAUACCAAUUUCUUAACAGGGACAGUCCCCGCUGUCCUUGGUGAUCUUCCUGACCUUGUUGGUCUAUACUUGUCUGAUAACUCACUCACCGGUACAAUCCCGUCAUCUAUCUGUGCGAUUCCAUUAUGGGUGUUCACUGCUGAUUGCGAUGAGUUGACUUGUUGCGAUGAAAUUGGCACAGGUCCAACCCCAUCUCCAGCAUCAGGGUCUCUCAACCUUUUUGGCGAGAGUUAUGACAUAAGCUCGACCACGUCCUUACACCUCGAUGGUACUGAUCUCUCAGGAUCGAUACCAAACAAUAUUGGUUUCAUGACGGCUUUGACUUCUUUGAAUCUUGGGAGUAACGAUCUGACCGGUACUCUCCCCACUGAGCUCGGGUUGCUGACGGGCUUGCAGUACUUGUUCAUGGGGGGCAACAGUUUCACGGGUACCCUUCCAACAGAGCUUGGCUUCUUGACUGAUAUGCUUUCGAUAGUUUUGAGUGCAAAUCUUCUUACUGGAACGAUUCCAGAUGAGCUUGGAGAAAUGACAGCUUUGGCCUACUUGAGCUUGUGGGGAAAUGACCUUACGGGGGAGGUGCCAGCAGAAUUAUGCGAGUUGCCUGAUUUGGGAUUCAACCUGGAUUGCAGCGAGGUAACUUGCUGUGGAGCCCUGCCACAACCAACACCGAGCCCACUACCACCAACAGCCCCAACGCCUGGCAGAGUCACCCUCUUUGGCGAAACUUACUCAACCAGCACGACAAGAACUCUAGACCUGACUAGUGAUGGCAUUGGAGGAACAAUCCCAACUGAUAUUGGACUUCUCACUGCCAUCACGAACCUGUUUCUUGGUGGCAACAAUUUCUCAGGGACCAUUCCAACGGAGGUGGGCCAACUGAUCGAUGUAACUGGCUUCAACAUGUGGGAUAACGCAUUGACCGGAAUGAUUCCAUCAGAGAUUGGGCUUCUCACAGAAAUGACGUGGUUGAACAUCCGAGGCAACGAGCUUUCUGGUCCUGUUCCGGAGGAACUCGGUCAAUUGACUAUGUUAACUGGGAUGUGGUUGUACGACAAUGACUUGUCUGGAAGUGUGCCUUCCAGCGUUUGUCUUCUUGGGCUUACAGACUUUAGAUUAGAUUGCGAUGAGCUCACAUGCUGUGGUGAAGUUGGAUCUGCUCCUGGACCAACACCUGCUGGCUCUGUCGAGCUCUGGGGGGAGAUAUACAGCAUCGGGUCAACCACAAGACUCAAUGUGGCAUUUGACGGCAUUACAGCAGAGACCAUCCCAACAGAAAUUGCUUGGCUGACUGCAUUGAAUUAUAUGAAUCUAGGUGACAACGAAAUCACGGGCCCAGUUCCCAGCGAGAUUGGAACCAUGACUGCGCUAACGUAUCUCGAUUUGGGUCCCAAUGCCUUGUCUGGUACAGUGCCGACAGAGAUAGGACUUCUCUCAGAUCUCACUUUUGCAAGUUUUUGGGACAACCAGCUGUCCGGUCCAGUCCCAAGUGAAUUUGGACUGCUCACGUCGUUAAGCUCAUUGUGGAUUGAAGACAAUAAUUUCUCUGGGUCGCUGCCGGAAGAACUAGGCAACAUGGUUUCAUUGGACUUCUUCUACCUGGACGAUAAUGAUUUCUUGACUGGCUCCGUACCACAAUCUGUCUGCGAGCUGGACUUGAUUACACUGUCCGUGGAUUGCCUCCAGUUGACCUGCUGCGAUGAAAUCGAACCAGGUCCUGGCCCAUCUUCAUCUCCAGGUACUGUUGACUUGUUUGAAAACACCUACAGUACAAGAACCACAACUUCUAUUGGCCAUGGCUCUCAAGGACUGACAGGGACGAUUCCAACGGACAUUGGCCUUGAAGUUGACUGCUUUGAAGUGGUCUGCUGUGAUGAAGUGGCACCAGGUCCUGGCCCAGCUCCAUCUCCAGGUACUGUUGACUUGUUUGGGACCACUUUCGACACUAGCGCUACUGUUAUUGACCUCAGCAGCCGCAAUCUGGAUGGAUCGAUGCCAUCUGAAAUCGGGCUUCUAACUUCUUUGACAACUUUGGAGCUGGACUCAAAUGACCUGACUGGAGAGAUUCCGUCCGAAAUUGGUCUGAUGACUAGCCUGACAAGGCUACUGCUUUAUACCAAUGAUUUAAGGGGUCCCUUGCCAACUGAAAUGGGGCGAUUGACAAGAAUGUCGCACCUGAGCCUCAGCUCCAAUAACAUUGCCGAUCCAUUGCCGAGUGAGCUUGGCAGGAUGACCGACCUGGUAUUCUUUACAAUCAGCCGCAAUGCGGUCUCGGGACCCAUUCCGAGUGAACUUGGUCUUUGCACUUCAUUGAGGGAAUUGUACUUGUACAUGAAUCAACUUACGGGUACGAUCCCUGAUGAGCUUGGUGACUUGACGGCAUUGACUCGAUUAGAGUUGCAGAGCAACCAGUUAAGAGGCAGUGUUCCAAUUGAAGUCUGUUCGAUUCCAGGCUUGCAGCUGGCAGGACGCUUGGAUGCUGAUUGCUUUGAAGUUACCUGCUGCGAUGACAUAGAAGCAGUGGAACCCAAUCCAGCACCCGCUGGUCCACCCAAUCCCGCACCUGCUGGUUCUGUGGAGCUCUGGGAUGAGAUUUACAGCACAAGUGAAACUGAAUUCAUCUUUCGUACUGGUGAUUCGGUCCAAGGCACCAUCCCAACUGAAAUUGGCUUGGUGACAUCAUUGGGAGUCUGGCACAUGGGAAGCAAUGAACUAUCUGGCAGUCUACCAACUGAGAUUGGCCGCAUGACUGCUCUGCGUUCUGUGAUCUUGAGUGAAAACUUGUUGAUCGGACGAAUUCCCUCCGAGUUGGGAUUGUUGACUGAGCUGUCAUUCUUGAGCCUACGUGACAACCGCUUGACAGGCACAGUGCCAGCAGCUGUGUGUGCACUUCAGAACCUGAGUUAUUUCAGUCUUGAUUGCACUGAAGUUGUUUGUUGUAAUGCUGUUGUACAGCCACCACCCCCAUCCCCCGCCCCAGAUCAGUCACAAAUUGUUUUGGAGGUUUCUUUGGAGUUUGGCUUCUUUGAUGACACCAAAGUGCGUGAGCCAACAGCAACUGAAGUGGAUGAUCUGGUGGUGCAAAUUGACAGUUUCUACAGUGACCUUCUCGAAGGCUCUUUUGAUACCUUUGCCACAUUUGAAGCCAAGGUGGUUGACACCGCAAUGGUCAAUGAAACUUUUACACUUGACUUUGACUCCUUGGUCUAUUUUGAAGAAGGAACAGAUGUACCAUCUCCAAAUGAAGUGAUUUCUGCAAUGCAAGGUACCUCUGGGGAUUACGCCAGUUUUAUAACAGAAUAUGUUUGGAACGUGACAACGGACAGCAUUUUUUAUGACACUGAGAUUGUCACAUUCCGGGCAAGGUCUUCUGCUACUCCAGGGACUGUCUUUCUGUUUGGUGACUCCUACAGCAUAAGCUCAACCACGUCCCUUUCCCUGUCAAGUAGUGGUCUUACUGGCACAAUCCCACCAGAGAUUGGGAUGUUAACAGCCCUUGGAAGAUUGGUCUUGUAUUCCAACGACUUGACUGGACCUCUGCCAACAGAGCUUGGUUUGCUGACGGCCCUGACCUACAUGGACCUCUGGUCCAAUGAACUGACUGGCACAAUCAUUACAGAGUUUGCCAGGCUGACAGUGCUGUCUAGUUUGAGCUUGUACAACAACCAAAUCAGUGGAACUAUUCCACCAGAGCUCGGGUUAAUGACAGCCAUGAGAAGCUUGACUCUGAGCUCCAACUUGCUCACGGGCACAGUCCCUGUGGAGCUUGGCGAGCUGACCCUUAUGACAUAUCUCUCUCUAUGGGGAAAUGACCUCACAGGAACUGCACCAGAUUCUGUCUGCAGUUUGCCCGGUUUGAAUGUGGUCCUUGAUUGCAGUGAGGUGGUUUGCUGUGAUGCUAUAUCAUCAGGAACAGUAGACUUGUUUGGGCAAUCCUAUUCAACAAGCACAACAUCCUACUUAAGUAUGGGGGGAGGCGGUCUCAUGGGAACACUACCAACAGACGUUGGCUUGCUUACGGCCCUUACAUUCUUGAGCCUGCACACGAAUGAACUAAGAGGCUCCCUCCCUACUGAAAUGGGAAUGCUGAGCAGACUUCGUUACCUCACCAUGAGCCGAAAUCUGCUGUCUGGCCAGCUGCCAAGUCAGCUUGGGCUCCUGACAGGUUUGACCCAACUUUACUUGUAUGACAAUCGAUUCGUUGGCACGAUCCCAGUGGAGUUCGGCUCUUUAACAGCUCUAUCAGUCCUGCAGCUUCAAGACAACAGGUUGACGGGCACAGUGCCUGCUGAUGUUUGUGACUUACCCAACCUGGGUUCAUCAGGCCUUGAAGCUGACUGCUUUGAGGUGGUUUGUUGUGGCUCUGCUCCAGCCCCAGGCCCAAGUCCAGGCACUGUGCUUUUGUUUGGUGAAAGCUAUAGCACAAGCACAACAACAAAUAUUAACAUCUACAGUGCUGGCGUUGAUGGAAGUAUCCCAGCAGCAAUCGGUGACCUUACUGCAUUGACAUUUCUUGGGCUGAAUUGGAACGAUCUUACUGGAACUAUCCCGACAGAGAUUGGGACGCUAACAAGGUUGAGAUGGAUGAGCCUCAGCCGAAAUCAAUUGAGUGGUCGGCUCCCUACAGAGCUGGGGCUCCUUACAGCUCUCACGGAACUCUAUUUGUAUGACAACAUAUUCAUCGGCACGAUUCCGGAGGAGAUGGGAGACUUGACAGACCUCACAGCUCUCCGAUUGGAAGAAAACCAGUUAACAGGCUCAGUGCCCGAUGAUGUGUGUUCCAUCCCGGGAUUGGGUGCAUCAGGUCCGCGGGUUGAUUGUUUGGAGGUUGUUUGUUGUGACAGUGCUCCAGGUCCUGGGUCGUCUGGCCCAGAUACUGUUGUUUUGUUUGGUGACAGCUAUAGUACGAGUACAACAACAAGACUACCUCUCAACAAUGUGGGUCUUGUUGGGACCAUCCCAGGAGACAUUGGAGAACUGACAGAGCUGACAUACUUAGCAUUGAACUGGAACGACUUGAUGGGCACGCUCCCCACAGAGAUUGGGAGGCUGACCAGUGUAACAUUCAUGAGUGUGAGCCGGAAUGAGCUAACUGGUCAGAUCCCAUCAGAGCUCGGCUUGUUGACCGAGCUGACUGCUUUGUACCUGUAUUCCAACGCGUUCACGGGGACAAUUCCGGAUGAAUUCAGCCAACUGACUGAUUUGAACAUCUUGGAAAUUUAUGAUACAAGUCUAGUGGGCUCUGUCCCUGCGGGUGUUUGUGAGAUUCUGGACCCUCAGGUGGACUGUGAUGAAGUUGUGUGUUGUGGCUCAGCCCCAACAGAAAGCCCAACUACUGAUCUAUCCGAAGGUGGUUGGACCCUUGCCGGACGAACUGGGUGCGCUGACUGCCAUGACUUGGCUGAACGUGGAAGACACUUUAUUGACAGGGAGUAUCCCUUCCAGCGUCUGCGAACUAACGAGCUUGGAAACGUUGAGAGCAGAUUGUGA